AUGGGGCAUGCGGAUGCCCUGAGCUGCUUGCCACUGCCAGUCUGUGACCCAGAUCCAGCCCCGGCCCACCAGGUUGCAUGGCUGGAGUCCCUCCAGGAGCAGCCGGUCCACGUCUCGGAGGUGGCUCGCUGCACCUCAAAGGACAAGCUUCUCUGUCGGGUCUUGGACUGGGUGGUGAGGGGGUGGCCCAAGGCCAAAGGAGACACGGACCUGGCUCCCUUCGUGUCCCGGAAGGACGAACUGUCUGUCCACAAUGGCUGUGUACUGUGGGGAAGCCGGGUGGUCAUCCCUAAGCCAUUACAGGAACGAGUUCUAACAGCCCUGCACGAGGCGCAUCCAGGGGUGGUGCACAUGAAAGCCUUGGCCCGGAGUUAUGUCUGGUGGCCGGGGCUGGACAAAGACAUUGAAGACGUAGUAAAGAGGUGCCAGACCUGCCAGACCUCUCGGACAGAACUCCCUCGAGCCCCGGAAAGGGCCUGGGAAUCCUCUCACCGCCCCUGGUCUAGGUUACACUUAGAUUUUGCGGGACCUUUCCAGGGGCAGCUUUUCUUUAUACUGGUAGACUCUUACAGCAAGUGGCUAGAGGUAGUCCCAAUAACUUCCACGUCAUCGAAGGCGGCCAUCCGGGCAAUGUGGCGGAUCUUCAGAACCCAGGGAAUCCACGACACGCUGGUCACGGACAAUGGGAUAGCUUUUACCUCAAGUGAGUUCCAGGACUUCACAAGAUAUUACGGUAUCCGCCACGUCCGGUCAGCCCCGUUUCAUCCUGCGACCAACGGCCAGGCAGAAUGCAUGAAAACAUCCCACACAACGUCUGAUGAGUUUCAUCACCUUGUUUUAUUACAAAGAUAUUUUUCCAAAGAUUCUGCCAUUUCCAUUAAACAGCAGGGACAAGUAUUCCUGAAGCCAGAUGGGCAUUGA
Messenger RNA from Gekko japonicus, 921 nucleotides. RefSeq lists its product as uncharacterized. The coding region runs from base 1 to 921 and encodes 306 amino acids. The record is from RefSeq and is a predicted model, not a curated record. The transcript has 3 exons. Gene Ontology annotation, molecular function: nucleic acid binding. Gene Ontology annotation, biological process: DNA integration. Lineage: Eukaryota; Metazoa; Chordata; Lepidosauria; Squamata; Gekkonidae.